Zonotrichia leucophrys gambelii is the source of this 1853-nucleotide messenger RNA. It is a transcript of the gene TRMT5, whose product is annotated as tRNA methyltransferase 5. The transcript is spliced from 5 exons. Lineage: Eukaryota; Metazoa; Chordata; Aves; Passeriformes; Passerellidae. Gene Ontology annotation, biological process: tRNA N1-guanine methylation; mitochondrial tRNA methylation. Bases 36 to 1631 code for a protein of 531 amino acids. The record is from RefSeq and is a predicted model, not a curated record. Gene Ontology annotation, molecular function: tRNA (guanine(37)-N1)-methyltransferase activity. Gene Ontology annotation, cellular component: cytoplasm; mitochondrial matrix.
GUCAUCCCUGGCCCCGCCUUUCACGCUGAGGGGGCAUGGAGGGGCGGGGAAUGGUGGGCGUGGCCACUGCUGAGCCCCGCCCAGCCCGGCGCAGCGGCGAUGACGCGCGCGCGCGGCGCGCGGGCCCCGGCAUGAGGACUUUGUGGAGAUUGGGAUACUGUGCCAGACUACUGAAAACUAAUCAUUUUAGAACAGCUGCAUCAAAUCCAUCAUUUCCAGCAGUUUGGAUGCUAUUGGCACAACAUUCUGGCACAAUACCUGGGCUCUUUGUAGUAGUUCAAAAAAACACUUUGUUCACAAUGCCCGAAACCGUGGAGGAUAAAACUAAUCCAGAACUGUAUCUGCCACAUCCUGGAGUGCGUGGGAUGACAGUGCUCAACAGAGAGGCUUUCAAAAGGACUCUGGUUGUUCCAGCUCUUAAAGUCAGGAAGGAAAUUGUGCACAGAGUGCUGAAGUCUCUGAAACAAUCGGUACUGAAGCGCCCCGGCCUCAAGCGUGUGGUGGAGGACCCAGAGGAUGAGGACAGCAGAUUUGUUAUCCUGGAUCCUCAUCAAGUGCCAGAUUUCUCAUUAGGGGAGUCAGAGCAGCAGGUCCUGAGGGAGCUCAGUGUCCCUGCUGAGGUGUGCAAGCACCAGCUGGAGCUGAGCUAUGAGAAUUUCAAGUCGGAGGAGAUCCUGAGGGCCGUCCUUCCCCAGGGCCAGGAGGUCACCUCUGGCUUCAGCCGUGUGGGGCACAUUGCUCACCUGAACCUCAGGGAUCACCAGCUGCCCUACAGACACCUCAUUGGCCAGGUGAUAAUGGACAAGAAUCCAGGAGUCACCUGUGUAGUGAAUAAAACCAACAUUAUUGACAGCACAUACAGGAACUUUGAAAUGGAAGUGCUUGCUGGAGAGAGCAACCUGGUGACCAAGGUCAAAGAAAAUAACAUUUCCUACGAGCUGGACUUCUCCAAGGUGUACUGGAACCCGCGGCUGUCCACGGAGCACGGCCGCAUCGUGGCGCUGCUCAGGGCCGGCGAUGUUCUGUUCGAUGUCUUUGCCGGCGUCGGCCCUUUCGCCAUCCCGGCGGCCAAGAGGAGGUGCCGGGUGUUUGCCAACGACCUCAACCCCGACUCCUACUCCUGGCUGCUGCACAACUGCCGGCUCAACAAAGUGCACAGCCAGGUGAAGGCGUUCAACAUGGACGGCAGGGCCUUCCUGCGGGGGCCGGUGAGGGAGGAGCUCAGCAAAGAGCUCCCGCUGCUGGGGGAGGAGCACCAAACUGCGUUCCACAUCGUGAUGAAUCUGCCAGCCCUGGCUGUGGAGUUCCUGGAUGUCUUCAGGCAUCUCUUGGUGGGGGAGCCCUGCAGCCCUGCCGGCCUCCCCACUGUGCACUGCUAUGGCUUCUCCAAGCACAGCGACCCAGCCAGGGACAUCCAGGAGCGGGCAGAGGCCGUGCUGGGAACCUCCUUGGCCGGGCGCUGCUCCACCUUCCUGGUCAGGAACGUGGCACCCAACAAGGAGAUGCUGUGCCUCAGCUUCCAGCUCCCAGCAGAUGUGCUCUACAAGAGGCCCUGCCCUGAGGAAGCAAAACCAGCCUCAAAACGUCUCUGUACCAGCCAAGAUUGUUCAGAAGAGAAGGCACUGAGUUGAAGACUAUGGUGACUGCCUUAGUUUGUGCAAGGGAUAUUUGGGGUGUCUCUGGUUUACCCCUUGAGUUAUGAGGAGCAGAGCUGUGUUCCCAUCAAGAUGCAGCUUUAUUUUGGGGGCCUUGCUUCCUGCAGUCACCUUUUCUUCUCAUUGUGGGAUCGACUGAAAUUGCUACUACAAAAAAUUAAAGCUUUAUUCUCUUAUAAUAAAUGUGUUUUGGUACUU